Molecule: messenger RNA, 764 nt
Organism: Vollenhovia emeryi
Lineage: Eukaryota; Metazoa; Arthropoda; Insecta; Hymenoptera; Formicidae
Gene: Pdf
Product: protein PDF-like
Exons: 3
Coding region: 63-569 (168 amino acids)
Biological process (GO): response to light stimulus
Cellular component (GO): extracellular region
Molecular function (GO): hormone activity
Source: RefSeq, a predicted model, not a curated record
GCACGCUUCGGCAGGACUUCCUUUACGUAACUUGAUAAAGGAGGCGAGGCACAAUUUUCGCGAUGAUCCUCAGGAGGACACCUGUCGUUCGCAGAGUCGUCAUCGGCCUACGAUCUGUCUGUCAAGAACAGAUCUCGAAGAUAGACGCCGGGUAUAAAAGAAGCAGCGUCUUCCAAUUCGUGUCGUAUUCGCGGGGUACAUUAAACAGCGUCCUCAGCCACUUCGAUAUCCACUGUAAAUUGGCACUUGUGACUAUUUGCGAGAUGUUUACCUUUGCUUAUCUCGUCUCGAGAACGAGGCAGCAUCAGUCAAUGGCUAAUUACGCGAAGCUCGCUGUCAUCAUUGCUGUUAUCAUCGGCGUCGUUUGCGGAGAGGAGUCCAGCGAGCUCGAGGAUGACGACAGGAACAUUCUCGGGUUGAAUCUUCCGUACGGCCGAGGUCUGGAUAGCGAAUUGCAGCUGGCCAGACUGAUGCUGGUGGCUCCGCGUUUCUGUCAUCCUAAACGCAACUCCGAGCUCAUAAAUUCGCUGUUGGGUCUACCGAAAAAUAUGCACAAUGCUGGGAAAUGAGAGUGACCUCACUUGUACAAGAAGGUACAUCACAUGUACAACAAUAUAGAAAUAAACAUCUCGUAGCUUAUCCGCCAAAGAAUAUAUAUUAGAACGGAGCAUUUAGAAACUUAAGUAAGAUUUGUCAGUAAUGUUGCCAGAAACAUGGACCGUCUACAGGAUGAAUCGAUACGAAUAAAUGUAGGAACUAAUAUA